Etheostoma spectabile (orangethroat darter) is the source of this 7474-nucleotide messenger RNA. RefSeq names its product leucine rich repeat containing 9 (gene lrrc9). NCBI's taxonomy places the organism in Eukaryota, Metazoa, Chordata, Actinopteri, Perciformes, Percidae. Bases 80 to 4714 code for a protein of 1544 amino acids. The transcript is spliced from 32 exons. The record is from RefSeq and is a predicted model, not a curated record. Gene Ontology annotation, molecular function: protein binding.
AGUUGGUAAGUUAGCAUGAGUGUGUGGUGACAUUCAGUGUGUGUGUGUGUUACCGGACUAACCUCGGCAAUCUGUUCCCAUGCUUACGCUAGGCUGGCAGCCUAGAGUAAAGCAGCAUAUAUUCAUUACAAACAAAUUAAUUACUUUGCUUAGCUUUUUUCUUUGCUGCAGUAAACUCCAAGGCAGAAAAGUUAUGAUACAGAGUGAGAAACAAAAGCACCGAGGUGAUGAGGAGGUGGUCAAAGAACUGUGCAUGGCCAAUGGAGUGUCCUAUGAAAAAAUUGCACAAGAAGGAAUCAGUGUCAGCUCCCUGGAGAUCUUCUUCUCUGGUUUUCCCCGCAUGGUUGGGCUUUCCUUCUUCCCAGGGCUCUGCCAGCUUACCAUAGUGGGACAGAAUAUAAAACACAUCGAAGGACUUGAGUGCUGUCCUCUGCUUCGGGAACUCUGGGUAGUCCAGUGCCAUUUGACAGGAAUAUCAGGACUACAGAAUUGUUCACAACUAGAGAAACUCUACCUUUAUGAUAAUCAGAUCUGUGAAAUAAAGAAUUUAGAAUUGCUCAUCAACUUAGAAGUCUUGUGGCUCAACAACAACUGCAUAACUCAAAUACAGGGCUUGAACACGCUUCAAAAUCUCAAAGAACUCAACCUUGCUGACAACAAUAUUGAAAAGAUUGGGUAUAGCCUUGAUCCUAAUGUCAGCCUUCAAAAUCUUAAUCUGUCCGGAAACAAGAUCAGCUCCUUUAAGGAGCUGACUCUGCUCGCUCGGUUGCCCCAUCUGAGAGAACUGGCACUGAAGGACCCAACCUCAACCCCAAACCCAGUGUGUCUGCUGUGUAACUACGCCACACACAUUCUAUACCACAUACCAGGCCUCCAGCGACUUGACACCUAUGACGUCUCAAGCAAGCAAGUCAAGGAAGCAGCUGAGUCAACAGUAAUGAAGAAAAUGAUGUACUACAACAUGCGUGUACACACUGCUCAGAGGAACCUGGCAGAGAUCCGGCUCAGUCUGAUAGAGAGGAAGAAAACUAUGUUACAGUUGCCCGAAGAAUGCAUCAAAACACUCAAUCAUGCCCUCAAGAGUCUUGAACGUGAGCUCUCCAAGGUGCCGGCUAGUUGUAAGAAGUCUUCCUGCACGUUGGAGGACGGCUCAACCCACUUGGUUGAAGGUUCAGCCUACAGAAGUGACCCAACCACCGACAUCAGUCCCGAUCUUGCCAUGCAGCACAAAAUACUCAGCAAGAUUGAAGCACUGAGGGAGAGACUGGUGCAAUGGACAAGGAGGCUGAAUGAGAUUGAAGCUUGGUAUGUGCAGGAUUUGGCGCAAGCCACUAACAUGAUAGAAUAUACUGUCAAGUUUCUGUUGAUGGAGCUAGAAAGUGUUGGAAAUAUUCGUUUGGAAGAAGGCUGCUCCACAGAUCCUUGGUUUACUUCCUGUUGCGACCUCCUGCAUUCCCGCUUCUCUCAAUCAGACUUUAAGGUUCCAAGCAUCGCUGGCAUUAAGAUCAACAGAGUUGUCCGCAUCCACAACAGUGCUUUGAGGCUUCGCUUUGAGGACAAACUUCACACCCUUCAAACCAGCGAAGAGUCUACUAUGUUUUCACACAGGAAUUACAGACGUCGGCUGGAGCACUUGUUUUACAUAGCUGACCCUAAAAAAAAUAGCAAGGAGGACAUUUUGUGCAUUCUAGAGGAAGGCUUCAAAACAGCUGAACAGUACAAGGUCUCAGAAGGAGAAGGUGCUAUACCUUUAUCCAAUAGCCUGAGUGUGACUGAACAGCCCAGAAUUGAAUACACACUGUGCCAGGUCAGGCAAGGUAAUUCCAAGCACAGUACGGACACAAUCCCUUUCAGGCAUGGUCAGAUUAUUGUUUCCAAAGUGUUUGUGGGCCACAGCACUCCCAUCCAAGAGGGAGACCCGUUGGACAGAAGCAGAUAUCCCAGAGCCUACUCUGUAUAUCGCAAUGUGGACACUAAGCACAGAACUGCAAUAAGUGAAGAGAGCUCUCGCUCCACCAAAACACACGCUGGUCCUGUGUGCACUCCCAGACGAAGACAGUGGUUUGUGUUUGACCAUGAGCUUGUCCUACCUGAGUACAUCAUUUAUUUUGAAUACAUCACAAGGGAUGAAGAACAACCACACAGCACAGGCAGAGAUGGUACUCUGUCCAACGAUAUCAUCCUAGACAACGAAGUCCUCAACAUGGAACCUGUGCUGAAACCACAGCCCAAGUUGUUGAGCUUGGAUGACAAAAUUCUGCUUAAUGUGGCCAGAGCCAAUGUCCUCAGUCAAAUCACUGUGCUGAACCUUCAUGGCAACAGUCUGAGUAAAAUAAAGGAGGUUUCCCGCCUCACAGGUCUGCGGCAUCUUACCAUCAGCUUCAAUGAGUUCACACACCUGGAUGACAUUUCCCACAUGCCCAACCUUGAGUUUUUGGAUGCUAGCUAUAAUCGCCUAGUGACCCUAGAUGGGCUGAGGAGAUUAGGACAGCUCAAACAGCUCGACCUGCGCUGGAACAAGUUAACCAAUGCCAGAGAGGAUACGGCAGUGCUGAGAAAACACACACCUGCUCUGCUGAAGCUUGACACCCGGUACAAUCCCUGGAACAGGGUGCGCAAAGCAGUCAGAAUGAUCGUACUGGGUCGUCUAACGACCCUCACACACCUGGACGAUGUAAUGGUGGCAGAGGAGGAGGCUGCUUAUGCUGUUCAGAUGGCUGCUGGAUCUAAAAUUAACCAGGCAUCUCUUCAGGCUUGCUCACGUACCAAUAGUGAGCGACCUCGCAGUCUCAGCCUGCUGUCAACAGCCCAGCUCCUAUGUCUUCUCAGCCCUGCACCCUGGGGCCUCUACCGAGAGCUGGAGCUAGACUGGACUGCAAAGAUCACUGCCCUGAACCUAGACAGCCAGAGGAUUUCCAAACUGAUCAAUCUGAAUAAGCUGGUCAACCUUCGCUGGGCUUCCUUUAAUGAUAAUGACAUUUCUAAAGUGGAGGGUCUUGACAGCUGCUUGAAGCUGGAGGAGCUUUCCCUCAAUAACAACAGCAUAAGCACACUUAAUGGCCUAUCAAAACUGCAUUGCCUAAAUAAACUGAGUGUAAAUUGGAAUCAGUUGUCUAGACUGGAUGCUUCAGUCCUAGAUCAGCUGCCCAAUCUGACCUUUCUGUCUAUGGAGAACAACUGUAUCAGUUCCUUGCAUGGCAUCCAAAGAGUUCGGUCCCUUCUUGAGCUCUACUUCGGCAGCAACCAAAUUUCUUCCUCACGGGACAUCUACUAUCUGAAGGGAUUGACAAACCUCAUUAUUCUGGAUCUUUAUGGGAAUCCUUUAGUGGAGAAACUGGAAAACUAUCGGAUUCAUGUGGUGUUCCACCUACCCUCUCUAAAAGCUCUGGAUGGCAUUGCUGUGGAGGUAACUGAAUGUGAAAGUGCAAAGGAUAUGUUUGGGGGAAGACUAACACCUGACAUGGUAGCAGAGAAGCUCGGCCACACAAACUACACAGACAUCACCUAUCUCACUCUGCAGUCCUGCUCCAUUAGGAUGGUUGACCUGGCUCCGGCAGACCUGUUCUGUAGCCUGCGCAGUGUCAACUUAGACCACAACAACCUCACCUCUUUCUCAGGCCUCAUUUAUCUGCCCAACAUCAAAGCUCUGUGUCUAAACUACAACCACAUUGAGUCCAUCUUGCCCAGACAGAAGACACAGGCUCCUCUGACAAACAGACAGAUACUGUACAGCAAGGUUCACUCCAGUGGUUACGGCCAACAGAGCCUGUCCAAAGGCAAAGGGGAAACUGGGCCCACUGGCAGUCUGGAGCCACUGAUGGGUAGCCUGGAGGUGCUGCAUUUGAGUCACAAUGGCAUCUCCAAUAUGACCAAUCUGCAGCUCAGCAGGCUCACCAAUCUUAAAGCACUCUUCCUUCAAGGUAAUGAGAUCAGCCAGGUGGAAGGAUUGGAAGGGCUUCACCAGCUCAGAGAGCUUGUGUUAGACAGGAACCGGAUCAAAGCUCUGGCCGAUAACUCUUUCAUAGCCCAGAAUGUCCUGUUAGAACUGCACCUAGCAGAAAACCGGAUCCGGGAGCUCAACCAUCUAUAUCCUUUGACUGAGCUCCGAAAGCUGUUUCUUGGCAUGAACAAGCUGCAGGAUAUCACAGAGCUAGAAAAACUAGAAGUUCUUCCUUCGCUGACGGAGCUCUCUGUAGUUGGCAAUCCUGUGGCCAAAAAUUCUCUCCACAGGCAAGCAGUAGUGCUCUGCUUGUCCCAGUUACAGGUCCUGGACGGAGUGAUGGUCACCUUGGAGGAAAAGACUAAGGCUGAACUCCUCACUGCUGAUCUAUCACAAUGCUCCCAAUGCCCUGGAUCUUCUCUUCCUACCACUGAAAUAAACCUACCGGGACUGCUACCCCUCAUGCCUCGAAACACCCCACUAAGAGGAAUGACUAUGAGUGGAGGACUACAGAACUUUUUGCCUGGGCAUGAUAUCCUGCUAAGUAACGUGGACGAGGCCCAAUCUCAUUACACUUAUAAGCACAAGAAGCACAAGCCUGGUAAUGCUGUUCGUAGCUGCCAAGCUGACAUUCCCUUUAGACACAUUCAAAGAACAGGAAGCAACCUGCCAACCACAGGUCUCCUUCAUGAUGGGAACAGAGUCAUCAUCACAUAUCCCAUCCAGGAGCAAGACAGCAGAUUUCCAAAUAGUAGCAAACCUCCACCCAUGUAGUGUCCAGAAGAGAGGGUGAAAGGUGAACAGAUUUGACAGAUGUGACAGCCGUGACGGCGUUUUGGUCAUAUAUCAUAUUUUAGGGCAUCAUAUCGUUAAAUAUGCAAGUGUAUGCAGAUGCUCAUAUAUGAAAAAGUCAGAACAUAGGGAAAUUCAAGUGCCUUUGGUUUUUUGACAUGGCGAUAAAUAACUCUGUAAACAUUUUAUGUAUUUUUCUGUUUACAUAUCAAUAAAUCACCUUUGCCACUCUUUGAAUUAUAGUUUAAACUAAAACAUUUGGGGUUAAAGAAAAUUAGACUAAUUGAAGGUUGCAUGCAAAUGCAUUUAAAAUGAAAGUGACCUUAUUUUUUAUCCACAUAUGUGGAUCACUAACCAUGGUAAUCUGAGGAUGAGAGGUUUUGGUGUCAUUUUUGCUGCUAUCCCAUCUUUGGCCCCAAACAAGUGAAAAAACACCCACAGAUGUAAGAGCGUGUGUGACUGGCAUGCUGCUUCUAUGGGGUCAAAUGCAUCCCCAACAAGUGGAUAAUCCAUCUUUAGCACACCUCUCUGUGGACAAUAAUCUGCAGUCACUCAGAUAAAAAUGUAAUCUUGAAUAAGGUCCAAAAUGGAUUUCAGAGAUUGACAGUUUCAUCGUGUUAGCCUCUUUUCGAAAAGCCCACCACAGUUUUGACUAAUAGGCAAAUCUCGUGUGUAACUGGAAAUGAACCUACUCUACUUGAUAUUUAUGAUGUCAAUGUGAUUAUAAUCCUUCCUGUCUUCCUGUCAGUUUUGUCUAGUAGUCCUGUAGUUAACAAAAACACCAGAAUCUGUUUCCUUCAAACAACCUCUGUAUACAUUUUAUACUAGAGAAGAAACACCAUACUCAGUGUCAUUGUGAAGACCUUUUGUUAUCUUUCUCAACAACUUGUUGUAAAGUUAAAUUAUUUUUUAUUGAACUUGAGACCUGUACGUUUUCAUAAUACAUACCCCUUAAAAAACACAACAAACAUUAUUAAAUUGGGACCCAGGUUUGGGAAUAUAUGCCUAAAUUAUAAACAAAAGCAAUAAGUUAAAUUUUACCAAGAUCACCCUUUUCGAAGGACAUUACUUUAAAACUAUUGACACCAGAAGCAGCAACAUUUUCUGUCAUGUUUGUUCCACCAACCUGAACUCUGGGCUUUAUGGAUCUUUGGGGGUAAUGUCACCACUAGGUGUCCUUAGAGCUCCAUUAGGUCCCCGUGUAUGACACCGCUGAUCAGUCCUCAAUGAAUUUACCACUUGCCCUGUAAGGAGUAGUUUAUCAGUCGAAGGCGGAUACCAUACGUGUAUGGAUGGAUGCUUUAGUUUUGUGUUCCCUGCCUGUGUGGCUUUUGCUGAACAUGUGAGGCAACAGCCAACUCUAGGCAGCAAAAGUGAAAAGCUCUCCCCAAACAAGCUCCUCUAAUGCAUGUACUUAACUUCACUUAAUUUGAGUUAAUUCCCAGCAUUAAGCGGGGCUAAUGACUGUGCAAGUGAGUGCACUGUCAUUACCUUGCUCUGUCUGACAUCAAAUGGCAGCUGAUGGACUCACAUUAAAAAGAAAAAAACUCUAAUGCACAGAUUUAGGGGCUCAGUAAGAGCUCACUAAUGCAUUAGGUAUUGCAAAGGAUAAUUGCACAUUUUAUAUUUGUGUACAGUAUGUGUAAUAUGGAUAUGUUAGAAAUAUAACAGUUUUAAUGAAAUUGAAUGUCUGUGUAUAGUGUUUAUAAUGAGCAUAACACUUUAUACAGUAUGUUGAAAUUUGCAUAUCUGUCAGUAUUUUUAACAUUAAAAUGACAUUAGCAUAAAGAUUGUGAAUAAUUCAUCAGUCCUGAGUGAACCCAGAUGCACUGCUCUCUCUGUCUAUCUCUCUCCCUCUCUUCGCUCCUCCAUGUGAGUAGACCACAUGGUUCGUAGCUGGUUUAAUGGGAUGGAAUGUGACAGGUUAUGUUUUCAUCUGCCUGAUAUGGAGCCUGGCUUGCGCAGGGGGAUGAGGGGGAGAAAGAGACACAGAGAGAGGAUGGAGAGGGAAAAGUGAGUUGGUCUCUACAGUUGUAGUCUGGAUUCAUAAUUAGACAUGUUUGUGCUUGUCGUGAAUCAGUUAUAGAUGAUGCUCUUUCUCCCUUCCCCACUAACACACACACACACACACACACACACACACGGAAAAACACAUGCUCUGUAUGGGGCCAUUAUUUCUGGUCCACUAACUCUCUACAUUUGCUGUGUCCGUGCAUUCAGAGCACCAUUAGUCCAAGACUCUGUGAAUAAUUGCUGAAUGGACCAUGUUUUCACUGCUAUCAGGUUCCAGUGUUGGUUAAUGUUGUGAGUGAAGUGAGAGGGAUGAGGACAUUUAUUGAUGUUUGAUUCUGAAUGUGUAAUGGAUAAACAAUAUUAAAAUCCAUGUGCAUUACUUAUUUACCAGCUUGUAUUAACUUAAGAAGUGCUUUGGUAAAGGUUACAAUUACAUCAACAUUGUCACUUGACUUGGAAUUGCGGUCGAAAAAAUGUUUCUCCACAUUUGGCUGCUGAUGGCGAACAAAUUCAGAUAAUGAAAAUAUAAAUUAUUUUGUUUCAAAAGCUGCAUAUUAUGUCCCAGAGUUCAUUUUUCGUCCCUACAAAUACAUCCUCUAUUCAAAAACAAUCUUGCUAUAUUGCUUCUCUUGAAAUCUGUCAUUAAGUUAUUGUUGUCGCUUGUCAUUUUCCUGUAAUUUGUUUCCUGUGAGGCUCCCUAGAAUAAAGAAUGAAUGGAGAGAGAGGAAA